Molecule: messenger RNA, 1954 nt
Organism: Anopheles coluzzii
Lineage: Eukaryota; Metazoa; Arthropoda; Insecta; Diptera; Culicidae
Exons: 4
Coding region: 438-1418 (326 amino acids)
Biological process (GO): S-methylmethionine cycle
Molecular function (GO): S-adenosylmethionine-homocysteine S-methyltransferase activity
Source: RefSeq, a predicted model, not a curated record
CACACACACGGUGGACACUGUUGUCUAGGUGAGGCCACGCAGGUUGUAGGGACGCAAACAUCUCACCGCACCGAUCAGGCCAGAGAGAUCGAGCUACGACACAGUGACAGUGACCGUGAUUGUGUUCACACGCAAAUCCAAUUUGACGAACCGAUUCGAAUUAGAAGCGCGAAAAAGUGGCGUCUAGUAGGUAAAAAGUGUGAUCAAGCGAUUUGUAGUAGUGUUGCACGAUCGCCCUUAGUGGAAGGUGUAGUGCGACUCCGUCAUCUUAAUUUGUUGUGAGAACAAAGCGUUCUCCCCCACCGCCAUCAGGACAUUCAACCUUUGAGCGCGUGCCAUCGUGUGUUGCAGUUCGUUUCAGGACAUCCAGCUGGUAAGCCGACUCCACCUUCUACAGGAGCAUCAACAGCAUCAUCAUCAUCAACACUCCAACUACCAUGACGAACGUAACCGUGCUGGACGGUGGCUUCGCGACCCAACUCUCCGUGCACGUCGGCAAAAGCAUCGACGGUGAUCCGCUGUGGAGUGCCCGGUUCAAUGCGACCGAUCCGAAUGCGGUGUUUAGGACGCAUCUGGACUUUCUCGAGGCAGGCGCGGAAGCGAUCAUGACCAACACCUACCAGGCAAGCAUCGAAGGGUACGUGGAGCAUCUGCAUCUGACCGAAGACACCAGCCUGAACCUGAUCAAAUCGACCGUCCGGGUGGCACAGAUGGCACGGAAUCACUUUCUCGCGAAGGGCCUCACCAACGAGCAACGGUCCGUGCCGCUGCUGGUGGCUUCGAUCGGCCCGUACGGGGCGCACCUGCACGAUGGGUCGGAGUAUACGGGCCGGUACGCGGCCGAUGUGUGCGCGGACACGAUCCAGAAGUGGCAUCGUCCCCGCAUUGACGCCUGUCUGGAGGCGGGCGUCGAUGUGCUUGGCAUUGAAACGAUUCCCUGCAAGAUGGAAGCGGAAGCCCUGCUCGACAUGCUGUGCGACGAAUACCCGACGGUCCGGUUCUGGAUCUCCUUCCAGUGCAAGGACAAUCAACACCUUGCCAACGGGGAGCUGUUCGCCGACACGGUCAACUCCCUCUGGGCGAAGGCACGGUCGAGACGGGCCAAGAACCUGCUCGCACUCGGCGUGAACUGUGUGCAUCCGCAAAUCGUAACGCCCCUGUUCCGGAGCGUCAACGAGAAGAAGCUCCCCGCGGUGCGCAUUCCGCUCAUCGUUUACCCGAACUCGGGCGAGGUGUACACCGUGGAGGAUGGCUGGCAGGGAAGGGAGGACUGUGUCCCACUGGAACACUACGUGCCGCAGUGGAUCGACCUCGGGGCACGAUUUAUUGGCGGCUGCUGCCGUACGUACGCACGCGACAUCCAGCGCAUCAAGCAGACUGUGAUCAAUCACGCCUCCAACUCCAAUCAUUGCCAGUAGUACCAUUGCCAAAACCCCGGAGGUUUGUGUGUGUGUGUGUUCAUCGUAUGACCAUGACCAAAUUACAGGGUUUCCAUGGGUUCUCAUAGUUGUGGGACACUUCCUUGACUCUUUCCUAUUGGAAGUGAAUUUCAUAUGUGGAAAUUUGACUCUACGGCACCCUUUUGGGACAGGCGCCUUGGAAAUUCCUAUUGGAUGUGUCCAACAAGGAUGCUAUAGAGUCCAAUUCCCAUUACAUUACUAGUUCAUUUCACGUAAGAAGGAGUCAAUAAAGUGUCCCACAGCUAUGUGAACUCCUGGCAAAACCCCUGUAUUACUUUUAUCGUUUUGUAUGUUUACUGCAUCGGACAGUUUUUACUUUUUUUUUCUAUGUUUUCACAAAUGUGUUUUACAUGCUUUGUGCUAUUGUUUUUCUUUUGAAUUCGUUUUUGCUAUAAGUUUUAAUUUGUAUAACGUGUUUUUUUCUUGUAAUGCGCGUGCGGUGCGUGCAAGUUGAUAAUGAAAUAAAUCUGUAAGACGUGUAUAUGACAGUUUAA